Molecule: messenger RNA, 771 nt
Organism: Candidula unifasciata
Lineage: Eukaryota; Metazoa; Mollusca; Gastropoda; Stylommatophora; Geomitridae
Source: the annotation of a GenBank genome assembly
AUGUCAGCUUUUUCACAGACUGAAGAUUUGUUGACCGAAGUGAAAUCUGAAACAAAAUCCAUCUCUUCCGAAACCUCCCCAGUUUAUCUUUCCAGUGCACAGUCAAAAAUACUUGAAGCCAAAGAUCGCUCUCUGCAAACAGAAUCAGACACCUCAGACUAUCUAAAGAGUUCACAGUUUCAAAUAAACCCUGAAGUAUCUACAACAUGCUUACAUACAGCAUCAGGUUCUUCAGAGUAUUCACAUAUAGCACCAUCAGUUGUUCAGUCAGUAUCUGAUGAAAGGGCUGACAUCCUGAAUUUCAAUCACACACUGAAAGCACAUGAGUUAGCACAGGUUAAGGAAGACACACUGUCCGACUUUGGACUUGGGAGCUCACAACACAGCAUUGAUUCCAGCUGGGAUGCUCUGGAGAAGGAGGCAAGGUCUCAGAAAGACAGUAUUGAUGCCCUACACCGUCGGUUGGAACUGUUGUCCUCUUCCGUAGACAAAACCACAUGUGUGUUCCCCACAAAGUAUCAGGACAUGAACAACGCAGAAAUAAUAGAGAUCUAUUGUGAGAAGCCUGAGGGCACUGAGACCAAGAAGUUUCUCUUAGACAAUGGCCGUCUGCAGUUGGAACCAAUUAAACUCACAUUUGGUUUAGCAACAGUGGAACUUUGGCUUGAUGGUAUUCCAUGUGUCGCUGGAGCGAAUAUCGAUGGCUACAUUCCACUCAGGUUUUCUCCGUCCACCAGGCUUCACAUCACAGGACGACCAGCAAACAAAUAG